This is a messenger RNA of Mercenaria mercenaria, 8181 nucleotides long. Its product is annotated as adhesion G protein-coupled receptor L3-like. The transcript has 27 exons. Gene Ontology annotation, cellular component: membrane. Lineage: Eukaryota; Metazoa; Mollusca; Bivalvia; Venerida; Veneridae. Gene Ontology annotation, biological process: cell surface receptor signaling pathway; homophilic cell-cell adhesion; adenylate cyclase-activating G protein-coupled receptor signaling pathway. Bases 141 to 3233 code for a protein of 1030 amino acids. The record is from RefSeq and is a predicted model, not a curated record. Gene Ontology annotation, molecular function: G protein-coupled receptor activity; calcium ion binding.
UUUGGUUUAACACUGUACAAUUUAGAUAAAUCAAAUGUGUUUAAAACUGUUGGUCUCCCUAUUGCAGUGUGUACUUUGUACAAUAUGCAUAAUGAAAUCGUGAACAUUUAAUUCACAUUACAGGAUACUACUUCUUAAAGAUGUGUACAUUUACCUGUCUGUCUUUUGUAGGAUUUUUGUGUUUAUAUUCUUUCUUAUUCAACUUUGUGAACGGUACACCGCAGACAGCUCCGACAUUACCGCCAACAACACCGAUAUCGCGAAACACAGAAUCGACGACCCGGCAUACUACAAAUCAAACCCAGAUAACGACAACAAGGCGGAUUACAACAACACCUAAAAUCACAUGUCAGCCAAGUCAAGUUGUGUUUAUCAUCAGCGAUGACAAGCCGCCUGGUCACAAAGAAAAAAUCAGUAUUUCAUGUAAUAAUUGGGGCAACAAAAACGUGUCAUUCCACUUAGAAAUGGCCUUCGAUGAAGACAGGUACUUUGCGGUUCAGUAUUUCCAGCGCUACAAUUACUUGCAAGUUACAGUUAAGAAUACACUAAAGACUAAUUACAACAGGCCUACACAUCUAACAGUGAAGGAGGAGCCUUUUAGGAAUGUUACUUUGAACAGGAUACCAUUUUACAUAAAUGUGAUUGAAAUGAAUGACCCACCAUCUAUAUUUCCAUCGGAAUUGAAAACAUCGGUACCUGAAGAUGUGGCAGUAGGCUCUAUCAUUGGUUCUUUGAAUUUUUCUGAUCCGGAUAUGGGAGAAUGGGAGGAAUGGAGAGAACUGGAGGUGUAUAGCCAAGAUAUACCCGAAGAACUAAGAAUAGACAGACUGGCAAACGGUACUAUCCUGUUAAAGACGAAUAAAACAUUAGAUGCCGACAAAUACAGAAAUUACAGUCAGAUAAACAGCACGAUGGGAUUUCUAGUGGAACAGGCAGAUGAAGGUCCAAUAAUACAUUUUACAAUUGAGGUUAAAGAUAAGCCGGGACUUACUUCUGCAGCAAUUGUAAGUCUCACUAUCAUUGAUAUUGCUGACGAAAAUCCAGUAUGCACAGAACAAACGGUCAUGAUCAAGACUCACGUCAAGAAAAUAGGUGAUUUAAUUACCAGCCUUUAUGGAAUCUGUGAUGUUGGAAAUUACGUCAAAAGAGGAUUAUCAUAUUCUUUGCUACACGAUAACUGCACUGCAUUUAGUGUGGUCCCAGAUGGAUUUGUUACGGUGCGAAACAAAAUUCCGGAUAAUACACGGUUUUGUCUGCUCACUGUGGAAGCAGCAGACGGAGCUGUUCCAACAUUGACGGCAAACUUUACCAUUGGUAUUAUUUUACGCUUUUGUCCAAGUGACACUGACUACAGAAAUAUAAAAUGGGAGGUCGGAAUGCCAAGGAAUUACACAGUCCACCGAUGUCCCCCUGGGUCUAAUGGAAGAGUAACAAGAUACUGUAAUGAAAAUGAAGAAUACCAGGACCCAGUGUAUAACUGCACAAGUUCAGUAAUAGCUGAUAUUCACAAGAAGUUAAAGCGGGAUGGUGACAGUGCCAAUGUAAUUGAAGUGUUAGAUACUCUGGCAGCUGCUACAUCGGAAUCAAGUAGGAAUGAUACACUUUUGAUUGGAGACAUGAAUACUAUCAAUUCUACACUGUCAAUUAUAACAGACCUAAUCACAGUCAACACUACAAAUGUUGAUCAUGUGACAUACUCCUUCAUGGAAACAGCCAACAAUAUCCUGGAACUUAAAACAACGCCUACAUGGAAAGUAAUGAUAAAUCAGACAGGUUCUGGAGCAGAAACUGUUCUUGAAAAUAUUGAUCGUUUUGUGGAGAAAAUUGUGAGCACAAGGAAUACAACUAUCGCCGUCCCAAAGUCUAACUUAUAUUUGAAGAUUGGCUCCAUUAAAGCUUGUGAGAAAGCUAUCAGCUUCCCUGACCGCGGCUCUGAUAGUGUUUCAGAAUGGGCACAGACAACACAGGAUCAGAUAGUAAUUGGUUGUGGUGAUGAGACGGUCAAAUCUUAUAGUGGUGUUAUGUAUAGAAAUUUAUCGCAGAUUAUCCCCUCAACAACCAUUGACAACAGAUCUACAGGCGUACAACUGAAUGCACCAGUUAUGUCAUUUACAUACUUUCCAAGUAUUAAAAGACAACUUGACAGUCCAGUGGAAAUUACAUUUCAGUUAUAUAACAAUCAUUGGGAACAUGCUAGAUGUUCCUUCUGGGAGGAAACUAAUGGUUCGCAAGGCUUUUGGUCUGAAGAAGGUUGUCAGCAAAAAGAAGACGAUCAGAAUAAAGGCACGGUGGUUUGUGUAUGUGAGCACCUUACAAACUUUGCUGUGCUUAUGAGUCCAUCGUCACCGUCAAAGGUGCCAGAAGACCAUGCCACUGCACUGUCUAUAAUAUCGAUGACUGGCUGUAUAAUCUCGAUGAUAUGUCUUUUCCUGACUGCAGCUCUCCAUAUAUACUUCUGGAGAGUCGUUAAGUCUGUCAGGUCCAUACUCCACAUCAAUUUGUCGUGCUCCUUGUUCAUUGCAUACAUCCUGUUUCUUUCUGGUAUUAACAGAACGGAACACAAGGAUGUUUGUACAGCAAUGGCAGUACUUCUUCAUUUGGUGUUUUUGACUGUGUUCUUCAUCAUGCUGACUGAAGGAAUCAAUCUAGCUUACAUUGCUAUAAAACCACUCAAUACUCGCAAACCUUACACUCAACAACCUGGUAUACAUUUGUUGAUAGCAUCAUAUGUUCUCGCAGUUAUCAUUGUAGCAGUGUCAAUGGGAGUAACCAAGUUGGAAGGAUACGGGACUGAAAAUAAAUGUUGGCUUUCUACGGAGACCGGACUGAUUUGGGCAUUCAUUGUACCCGUGCUAGUUAUUAUCGCGUUAAACGUCAUCAUUGUUGCCAUAGUUAUUUGGGUAAUGUGUGGGACAGCUGCAAUAUCAAGAAAAUCAAGUAUGGGCCGAUUGAAGACUGCGUUGCGAAGUAUUUUGAUACUGACACCAAUAAUGGGCUUGACAUGGGUGUUCGGCGCCUUUUCCAUCAAUGAGGACACUCUGAUUUUCCAGUACCUUUUCGCUAUCUUUAAUAGCCUGCAGGGUUUGCUUAUUUUUAUAUUCCACUGUCUGGUGAAUAAAAAGAUAAGAGCGACAUUAAGAAGAAAGAGGCCAAAAUGGCUAUCAUCCGACAGUACAGGCGCUUCUUCUUCUGAAAGACAAAAAAUGAAAACACAAGAUACAACAGACUUAUGAGCUCAGUCCUGUCGAAUCUUUUGGCGAAUAACUCAACAAAGUACACUUCUAGGGACAAGGAACCUCAAGUUGAAAUAUGGCUGGAAAUGUCAACACGUUAUGUCUAUAUAAAUGCUUAUUAUAAGACUUGCUACAUUUAUUAACAUACAUCAAUCAAGUUGUAUUUGAAUUAUCUUACUUACAAUACAUUUCAAAAACGCAUUAUUAUUAUUUUUAUAUUACUCAGGAAGUUUAAUAGGAAAUGUCACUUAUUUCUUUUUAUCUUUUUGAAUUUUCACCCUUGCCCCAAUUUCCCCUAACACCCGACCCUUUUAUCUACCCCUUACCCCUCCUUUCCCCCUUUUUCUCUAUUUUGCAUAUAAUUAAAAUGUACUUGUUGGAUUUUUGAAGCAACACGUCUACAAUAUUUUCCCGUUACAGCCUCUUUUUGUUAGGGCCUUCUUUAGGAUGCAUGGCUCUAUGGCUGUGUUUGGGAUGCUCUGUGCUUCCGGGAAAUCUACCCUUACCUUUUAUCUUUGAUAAACCACCCACAAGGAACAACAGGGCUAAAAACAAACAGAUACUAUUAAACGAGCCACUUGACGUAGUUAUUUGGUCUUUGAAAUAUUUGUAUGGACCGCUUUCAAAUUUGUUCAAAUAGAUUCACUUGAUCGCAUUUAGGGGCUGUCCGAGCUAGAGUAGGUGUUUCAAAGCAUUGGCUGUUUUUCGAUGAAGACUAACAUAUACAUGUUUUGGUGAAACUAGAACUCACCUUUAAAUUUCUGUAUUUAUCUAAGAUCCAUUUGAUAAAUCAUAAAAUUUCCAUUUGUUCCAUGUUAGACAUUCUUUAAAGUUAACUGUACAUGAUUCAAUUUUGUGUUAUUUUCUAAACCUUUGGAAUUAUGGAAUUUAGCAGUGUAUUCAAUAUUUCUGUAUGAUAAUAGAGUUCCACUUUGAGGAGGAGCUAGGUGGCAUGAGCCUGAGGGAUUUGCGCAUUGGCAUUUUCUCUCAUGAAUAGAGUUAUCUUAAACCUAGUCUGCUAUCAGUCUACUUUGUUUGUUUUUGUCAUUUCUUCAAAAGAAUCGUCUUAACGAUUUCCAUUUAUUUGUUUUGUUUUUGUUUUCUAUUUGAUUUAAAAUAACAACAACAAAAAAGUAAUUCUUCUGAAGAUAUUAUAAAAAUCUGUAUUAUGGUCUAUUUGACUACAACUUUCCAUGCAUUAUUAAAAAAUGCUUCAUUCAAAAUUGAUUUUAAUUUUACAUUAGCGGUAUACGCGUGAAACAUGUGUAAAGGGUUUAUGACAUAACAGUUUUACAUUUACUGGAAAACAACUUUGUUGUCAUUUCGUAGUUUGAAAUAUUUCCGUGUAAUAAACUUUUCAAUUUUUAGACACUACCGUUUGUUUGUCAAUUUGUUGGUAAAUUAUUGUAAUGAUUUGAUAUCUAAACUAAAUUAGACUGGUAGAAACUGGUAAGAUUGAAAUUUUGACCAGCUUUGGUAGAGCGAAACUGUUCUAAAUAAUCUGGUUUUUCAAAUAUCUUUCAUAAAAUAAGUCACUAUCCGUUUUGUUUUGAAUAUGAAAAAAAGUCAAAGCUUUAUUAAGCAAGAUAAGAAAGUUCUCUCUGAUCCCUCAGUGUGUUCUUUGCAUGUUAUAUACUCAUAGUAACUUAAAGGCGUACGCUAGAAUUAGGGUCGAAUUUUUUCCUAGUAAUAGAAUUUCUUCAAACUUUAGAUAUUGGAGGACAGUCAUCAAAGAAGCAAAAAUAUGCAAUAAAAAUCAUUGGUCACCAGUACUGAAAAAGAGUUAUCUGCCCUUGAAAACGUCAUUUUCCCCAAAAAUACUGAUUUCAAGGACAUAAUUAUAACGUUUUUCAAUACCGGUGACCUAUGAUUUUUAUUGCAUAUUUUUGUUUCGUAGAUGAUUGUCGUUCAAUAUCAAAAGUUUGAAGAAAUUCUAUUAUUGGGAAAAUUUUCGCCCAUCACCAUACAGGAAAUUCUAGCAUACGUCUUUAAGUUAUAUGUUUUUAGCUCAAGGGUGAGCUAUUGUGGUCAGUGAUUGUCCGGCGUCCGUCGUCGUCCGUCAACACCUCUCCGCCUAAACCACCAGUCCAAUUUUGAUGAAACUUGACAGGGAUGUUCCUUGCAUGAUUCUCAUUAAAAUUGUUCAAAGAAUUGAAUUCCAUACAUAAGUCUGGUUGCCACGGCAACCGAAAGGAAAAACUUUAAAAAGCUUCUUGUCCAAAACCACAGUAUCUAGGGCUUUGCUAUUUGGUAUGUGGCAUCAUCUAAUGGUCCUCUACUAAGUAUGUUCAAAUUAUCCCUCUAGGUUCAAAUACGGCCCCGCCCUGGGGCGUCACAUGGUUUACGUAGAUUUAUAUAAGGAAAAAACGUUGAUAAUCUUCCUGUCCAAAACCAUUAGGCCUAGGGCUUUGAUAUUUGGUAUGUAGCAUCAUCUAGUGGUCCUCUACCAAGAUUGUUCAAAUUAUUUCCCUAGGGUCAAAUAUAGCCCCGCCCGGUUUUUAUAGACUUUUUAUAGACUAUAUAGGGAACAAUUUUGAAAAUCUUCUUGUCCAAAACCACAGGGUCUAGGGCUUUGAUAUUUUGUAUGUGACAUCAUCUUGUGGUCCUCUACUAAGAUUGUUCAAAUUAUCUACCUAGGGAAAAAUAGGGCCCCACCCUGGGGUUCACAUGGUUUACUUUGACUUAUAUAGAGAAAAACUUUGAAAAUCUUCUUGUCCAAAACAUCAGCGCCUAGGACUUUGAUAUUUGUAAUGUAGCAUCAUCUAGUGGUUCUCUACCAAGAUUGUUCAAAUUACCCCUAGGGUCAAAUAUGGCCCCACCCCGGGGGUCACAUGGUUUAUAAAGACUUAUAAAGGGGAAAAACUUUGAAAAUCUUCUUGUACAAAACCACAAUAGCUAGGGCUUUGAUAUUUUGUAUCUAGCAUCAUCUAGUGGUCCUCUACUACGACUGUUCAAAUUAUCCCCCUAGGGUUAAAUAUGACCCUGCACCGGGGGUCGCAUGGUUUAUAUAGACCUAUAUAGGGGAAAUCUUUAAAAAUCUUCUCGUACAAAACCUCAGGAGCUGGUGCUUUGAUAUUUGGUAUGUAGCGUUAUUUGAUAGUCCUCUACCAAGUUUGUUCAAAGUUUGUUCAAAUUAUCUCCCUAAUGUCAAAAUUUAAUAUGGCCCCGCCCCGGGAGUCACAUGAAUAAUAUAGACUUAUAUAGGGAAAAUCUUUGAAAAUCUUCUUCUCUUAAAACACAGGGCCUAUGGCUUUGAUAUUUUGUAAUGUAGCAUCAUCUAGUGGUCCUCUACCAAUAUUGUUCAAAAUAUCCCCCUAGGGUCAAAUAUGGCCUCGCCCAGGCCCGGGUCACAUGGUUUAUAAAGACUUGUAUAGGAAAAACUUUAAAAAUCUUCUUGUCUGAAGCUAGAAGGCCCAGGCUUUUGAUAUUUGGUAUGCUGCAUUGCCUAUUAGUCCUCUACCAAGAAUAUUCAAAUUAUGCCCCUUAGUUAAAGAGAGGCCCAACCUAGGGGGUCCCAAGUUUUACAUAGACUUAUAUAGGAAAAAAAAAUCUUCUUGCCUGAAAGAUCAAGGUCUAGGCCCUUGAUAUUUGGUAUGUAUCAUUGCUAGUUGAUCUCUAACAAGAUUGUUCGAAUUAUGCCCCUAGAGUGAAAUGAGACCCCAACCCGGGGGUCACUUGUUAUAUGUAUAACUCAUAAGUUAUAUAGAAAAAAAAAUACUGAAAAAUUAUCAAAUCAUAUUUCCUAGACUGUUUAAUUAUAAUAAACUGACGAUCGCAAGUGAUUAGGGGUCAUUUGACCUUGACCUUGACCUACAGACUUACUUUCUUAUUUUCUAAGAUACAGUCUUGAAAUUUGGAUGGCAUGUACAGUUUUGCACACCGAUCUUAAAACUGACUUUCAGUGAUCAUGAAUGUGACCUACUGACCUACUUUCUUGUUUUUUUUUGAGAUACAGCCUUGAAAUUUGGAUGACAUGUUAAGUUUUGCACACAGAUCUUAAUACUUAAUUUCAGUGACCAUGAAUAUGACCUACUGACCUACUUUGUUUUUGGUUUUUAAGAUACAGCCUUGAAAUUUGGAUGACAUGUUAAGUUUUGCACACUGAUCUUAAUACUGACUUUCAGUGACCAUGAAUGUGACCUACUGACCUACUUUCUUGUUUUUUAAGAUACAGCCUUGAAAUUUGGAUGACAUGUACAGUUUCCUACUGAUCUGCUUUCUUGUGUUUUAAGAUAAAGCCUUGAAAUUCGAUGACAUGUUCAGUUUUGCACACCGAUAUUAAUACUGACUUUCUGUGUCCAUGAAUGUGACCUACUGACCUACGUUCUUUUUUUUAAGAAACAGCCUUGAAAUUUGGAUGACAUGUACAGUUUUGCCUUUCGAUCUUAAAACUGACUUUCAGUGACCAUGAAUGUGACCUACUGACCUACUUUCUUGUUUUUUUUAAGAUAGAGCCUUGAAAUUUGGAUGACAUGUACAGUUUUGCACACCUAACUUAAAACUGACUUUAAGUGAUCAUGAAUAUGACCUACUGACCUACAUUCUUGUUUUUUAAGAUACAGAUUUGAAAUUUGGAUGACAUGUACAGUUUUUCAUACUGAUCUAAAAAAGACUUUCAGUGACCAUGAAUGUGACCUACUGACCUACUUUCUUGUUUUUUAAGAUACAGCCUUGAAAUUUGGAUGACAUGUAUAGUUUUACACACCGAUCUUAAAAUGACUUUCCAUGACCAUGAAUUUGACCUACUGACCGCAUACAUGUAGCUCAUAUUACUCAGGUGAGCGACCAAGGGUUAUCAUGACCCUCUUGUUAUACAUAAUAUUUUGAAUAAUUUCAAUGGUGUUUCGCUACAAAGCAAAUACGUUUUAUAGAUAUGUUUUUAAAUGUCUAUACAUAUGUAUGUAAAACAAUAAAGCAUUACCUGAAUAAAUUACCUUCAUCAUCUGCA